Messenger RNA from Cavenderia fasciculata, 3834 nucleotides. RefSeq lists its product as uncharacterized. Gene Ontology annotation, molecular function: protein binding. The transcript has 4 exons. The record is from RefSeq and is a predicted model, not a curated record. Lineage: Eukaryota; Evosea; Eumycetozoa; Acytosteliales; Cavenderiaceae. The coding region runs from base 1 to 3834 and encodes 1277 amino acids.
AUGAUGCAAAUCGUUAAAAAUAGCGCUCAAAUCAUCCCAUUCAAAAAUAUUAAAGGAUGUGAUGAUAGCAAGUGUAAUCAAACAAAUAAAGAACAACAUGAUAGAGUCAUUAAAAGUGUAUUAUGUAAUUUGGUAUUAUUUAGAAGGAUUAUAUCGGUAUCUUCAAAGAAAGGUGUAAAGACAUACAAGCUUAAUCAAUUACCAGAAAAGAUUGGUUGGUAUCUUAGAGGUGGUUAUAUCAAUCUAUUAAAAGAAAGAAUUGAAAGAGAGGAAAAAGAAUUACAUCAAUUUAAUAAUAAUAAUAAUAAUAAUAAUACUUCAUCCUCUUCUUCUACUUCAUCUUCUUCAUUUAUAAUUAAAAAAGAUUAUUUAUUUGAUGAUCAUUUAAAAUGGAAUUAUAAAACAACUAAAGAUAUAUGUUCAUUUGAUGGUCAAGAUAAACAACACUUGGAAUUAUUUAAAUAUUUGUUUGGAAAGAAACCUGAAUGGUUUAAUCAUUCUGGAUGUUUCAAAAUGGCAGCAAGUAAAGGUAAUUUAGAGAUGUUUAAAAUAUUGGCUGGUAAUACUAUUCCUAUCAAACCAUCAUAUGAUAUGAAUGAAUGUAUUAAUCUUGCAAUUAAAGGAAUGCACCCGGACAUGGCAUUGUAUUUAUUGGAAAAGAAUGAUUACAAAUUCGAUAUGACCAGUCCAUUCCAAUCGGCCGAACCAUUCAUUUUAAAAGGUGGUCUAUUUAAACACAGUCAAUCAGAUUUAAUCAAACUUGCUAGACUAAUUGUAGAUAUUGUCAAAAAGAAUGAUGAGAUCACAAUGGAAGAUAUCUUUGUACAUUAUUUCUUUAAUUUGCUCAUGCCAACAAGAGAUAUGGAAUCGAUCAAGUGCGCACGCGGUUACGAAGUGUACGCCUUUGAAGAUCGACACAUUGGCUUUAUCAAACUGUCAAUGAGGCAUUAUGUCGAGCCAAAGGAACACCAACUAUUGGUUGAUACGGCAAACAAAUUUAUUGAAAAGUUUGUCGUUACCGAGGAAUUGGAUUGUAUAGAAAAACCAAAGAGUCAAAAGAUUAAUAACAAAGAUGACCAAGAAGAAGAAGAGGAGGAAGAAGAGGAAGAGGAAGAGGAGGAGGAAGAGGAAGAGGAAGAGACCUAUUUCGAUAGUCUUGUUCAACUAUCAACCAAACAAUCACGUUGGACAAUGUUUAUGUUUAGUAUGUUUUUAGAAACGCACACAUACAAGGAUGAUUAUUGGGAGGACUUGCAAAACAUCUUCAAAGUACGUGUCAAGGAAGAAACAAAAGAAGAGUUUAUCAAAUUGGUAUGCAAAACUUUUAAGUGGGAAUUCAUCAUGAACCACGGUACAUUAGAGUAUGUAAAGGUGGCACAUUCGUUGGGUUUGGUAGACCCAGAUGAAUCCUUUAAACCAAAACAUAAAGAUAUCAAUCAUACAUUGACCAUCAUGCAAUAUCUACACGAUAAUGGAAUCAACCCAUUUAAAAAACGUGCUAUAAUAGAUUGCGGCAAGAAUGAUGACAAAGUGAUCUUGUUUCUCCAUCAACAUUAUCCUCAACUAAUACUCGACACAAAAGAUAAUAUUCUCGAAUAUAUCAAGAAAUAUGGUCAUUAUCAUCUUGCCAGUGUAAUAGUUGCGCCUGAAGAAACUCCACAAAGAAAAUCAGGUCGUGUUAACCGACACCACUAUGUCAUCAAAGAUAGCAGUUGCCUUAAUGCCACUACUCUUGGUGUAUUGAUCAAAUUGGCUGGAUCUACCUUGGAAUACUAUUACGAUGAUCGUGUUGGUCAAAAGAGUUUCCAACUCUUGCAACAGUAUUACAACGACAUUGACAGUACUACAUCAAAGAAUCUAAAUUAUAUUCAACAACUAGAGAUUUCAACUCGAAACAACCAAAUUCACAUUGUCGACUAUCUCUUGUUUCAACAAACAAAAUUCAAACCAACCACUUCAACACUUGCCAACAUUCUCGCUGAAUCAUACAACCGACAAUACAAAGCACUUUACCAAUUAAUCAAACGUUAUUAUCGAGAGAAUCAUGAAAAAAGAAAGAGAUUAUCACUUGGAGGUAAAGCUUGGGAAUCAAUAGCAUCAAGAGGUGAUAUUCAAACAUUUGAUCGAUUCAUGACCAAAUAUACACCUUUGGAAGAUUUGACAACUGUCAUUAAACAUGCCACCACUCAUAAUCAACUAGUAUUUAUUCAACACCUCGUCAACAAAUACUCACAUUUAAAGAAAAACAUUACCAGAUGUAUCAAUAAUACUAUUCUUAAUGAUCGUCCAAUUAUAUUAAAAUAUUUUUUGGAUUUGGCUCAUCAAGAAGAAGAAAAAGAAUCAAAAAAAAAGAGUCAAAGAUUCUUUCCUCAAGACUACAAUGUCGACCAAUCUAUUGAAAGAGCUCUUGAACGAUGUUUGGUAGAUGGCAACUUGUCAUGUUUAAAAAUGAUAUUGGAUCUAGAUUAUUUUGACUCAACAACUAGAAUCAAAGGAUAUUUUGGCAUGAAAUCGAAUAGUAUAAAAGGAUGUGAUGAUAUCAAGUGUAAAUCAAACAAAGAACAUCACGAUAGAGUCAUUAAAAGUGUAUUAUGUAAUUUGGUAUUGUUCAGAAAGAUUAUAUCGGUAUCAAGAAAGAGAGGUGUAAAUACAUACAAGAUCGAUCAACUACCAAAUAAUCUUGGUUGGUAUCUCAGAGGUGGUCAUAUCAAUCUAUUAAAAGAAAGAAUUGAAAGAGAAGAAAGAGAAUUACAUCAAUUCAAUAUUGAGCAACAACAAGAAAAACAACAAAUAGAAAUCAACAAUUUAAAUAACAAGAGAUCUAAAUUUAGAAAAUAUUCUCCAUUUGCAAAAGAGAAAUGUAUCAGUAGAGAUACGUGCAUUAAGACCAAAAGAGAAGAUUUGCUUCAAAAAAUGAAUCAACUCCAACAUCAUUUAAAUUGGAGUGAUGAUGUAGCUACCAAAGAUAUAUGUUCAUUUUACUGUGGUGGAGGAGAUGAACAACAACAACAACACUUGGAAUUAUUUAAAUAUCUUUUUGAAAAGAAAUCAUUUUGGUUUCAACACCCAUCAUGUUUCAAGAUGGCAGCAAGUAAAGGUAAUUUAGAUAUGUUUAAAAUAUUGGUUGGUAAUACAUCUGUUCCUAUUAAAAUACCAUAUGAUAUCGAUGAAUGUAUAACUGUUGCAAUUCAAGGAAUGCAUCUAGAUAUGGCAUCGUAUUUAUUGGAUAAGAAUCAUUACAAAUUCAAAGUAACCAAACCAUUCAGUUUAGAGGAUGGUCUCUAUAAACACAGCCAAUCAAAUUUAAUCAAACUUGCUAGAUUAUUUGUUGAUAUUUUCAACAAUAACAAGAAAAUUCACAAAAAGAACAAAAAAGAUGGAGUCAUUUCAAUUGAAGAUUACUUUAAAUCUUUUUUCACCGAUCUACUUUUACCAACUAGAGAUAUAGAUACUAUCAAAUAUGCUGGUAAUCUAUGUAAAUUCCAACUAGAAGGAGUGUAUUUAAAUUUCCUACGUUUUGGUGCACCAAAAGAUACGGAUCUCGAUGACCACAUUGAAUUUUUCAAACAAGUGUUGAAACUUGAUGUGGACCCAAAGAAAUAUAAACAAUUGGUCGAUAUGGAAUUGAUCAAAAUCUAUGUGAUUGAAGAGGAAAUAGAUUUUGUAGAAAUUCCAAAGAAUCUAGAGAUGGACAAUCAUUUCGAUAGUCUUGUUCAACUUUCAACCAAACAAUCACGUUGGUAUAUGUUUAUGUUUAGCAUGUACUUGAAUCAAGAUAAAACAGGACAAAGAAGAUCAAGACUAUUGGGUUGGAAAUCUACCAUUGAUUACUAA